Molecule: messenger RNA, 6711 nt
Organism: Rhipicephalus sanguineus (brown dog tick)
Lineage: Eukaryota; Metazoa; Arthropoda; Arachnida; Ixodida; Ixodidae
Exons: 13
Coding region: 100-5991 (1963 amino acids)
Biological process (GO): toll-like receptor signaling pathway; immune response
Cellular component (GO): membrane
Molecular function (GO): transmembrane signaling receptor activity; protein binding
Source: RefSeq, a predicted model, not a curated record
CAAUGGCCGCCAGUGGCUCGGCUGGGUUAGCCGAGUGGACGAGCUUAGCGCCGCCGCGGGAAUAGCAGUGUCGCACCGUGGCCUGUCACACUGCGACGGAUGAGGACCGCGGCGCAUCUGGCCUGUGUCGUACUCAUCGUGGCUCUCGGGCGGCGCCUAUGCGCGCAGGUGGCCGAGUUGAGCUGCCCGCAUCUCGACGGCUGCGCCUGCAAGAAGGUGCGCCGGGGCCUCCGGGUGCUGUGCAAUGCCACCGUGAACGGAGACGUCUUGAGCGCGGACGUCUCCACGCUCAAAGGCUUCUCACUGGACUCGCUCAUCUUGGACCACGUGAAUCUCACAGUCAUUCCCUCGCGGUACUUUGAGAACCUCACAACCAAGUCUCUGUCCGUGAGAAACACUCCCCUGCAGUUCACGGUGAACGACAGCUUCGAGGGAGCCAAGAUCCUCUCGACGCUGCACAUGGGACGCAACAAUUUGAGUGAGAUUCCGCGAGGUCUGGAGGCGCUGCCGACGCUAAAGAUUCUGCUGCUGCCAGGCAACUGCAUAACGGCCAUCGAAAAUUUCCCGCCGCUCGAGAACCUGACCGAGUUGGACCUAUCGCGUAACUGCAUCGAGAGGCUCGGGUCUAACGACCUGGAAGGGCUUGGUGGCCUGAAGAAACUGUGGUUGGGCAACAACCGCAUACAGUUGAUGUCGUAUUCGUUCUUCAAGUACGCGAAGAAUAUAAUGUUCAUUGACUUACACAACAAUUAUCUCAAAAAUGUCUACAGCGCCUUUCAAGGUCGUGAAGAUCUUAUGGAAAUCAUCUUGUCUAACAACAGCAUCAUUGGUAUCGACCGGUUAUGCUCGGGAAACACGCCUAAGCUCAAAAUACUCCGCGCUAGCAAUAACAAUAUCUCUUGGCUCUCCAAGAUUGGUCCUCACAACAUCGUAAUCGAAACAAUUGAACUUAGGAACUGCAAUAUAAGCGAACUGCGAAAUGAAACGUUUAGCCAGCUGUCUGAGUUGAAGAUGCUUGAUCUCUCUUACAACGCCAUCGAAUACAUUCCCGGCAACUACUUUCACAAGGAGUCGAAGCUCAAGUAUUUUUUCAUUGCUGCGAAUAAACUCCACAGCAUACAGAACACUUUCAAGGCGACACGCCGCAUGGAAAAGCUAAACUUAUCGAUGAACCUCAUUGAAGACAUUGGGGAUGCGUUUGUCAACAUGCCGGCAUUGAAAGUAUUGACAUUAAGGAACAACCGCAUCCAAUUCAUUCUAGAUGACACGUUCAAAAGUAACUCGAACAUCGAACGCCUGGAUCUGAGCGGCAAUAAGCUCGAGUGGCUCGGAAAAGACUGCUUCCAUCGUCUUUUUCGCCUCAGAGUGCUUCUAAUGACCGGGACAUCACUCGUGUCACUCAAUGGUUCGCUCCAUGGCCUGCCCUACUUGAAGUACCUCUUCAUUCACGGCAACCGCCUGGCAAGGCUUACCGCUGCGGAUUUUGACGGCAGCCGGCAGCUUUCUUUCAUCUAUGCGAACAGGAACAAUAUCACCAAUGUGCGAGAAGCUUUCAAAGGUCUUUACGAAUUGCAGACGCUCAGACUAGACGGAAACCGACUGAGAUCCGUGCACAGGGACAGCUUCCCGCGUAAGCUCGACAAACUGAAGCGGCUGGUGUUGGAUGGAAAUCCCCUUCUCUGUGACUGUCAGCUCACGUGGCUUGUGACAAACGCCGCUUCUCUAUCUGCAAAAGGUGAUCCACUUUGCCACGGGCCUUACUGGAACCGAGGAGAGAAGCUGUUCGACUUAUCCAUAGAGAACCUCACUAUGUGGUUCACCAACUGCAGCCAAGGCUGCGACUGCACCUGCUUUCAAGACACUCCGUUUUCUGCAGCCAUUCUCGUCAACUGCUCUCGCAGAGGACUGAAGGAGCUUCCAGAAGAGUUCCCGUCGAAGACGCGCGUUCUUGAUCUGAGCUGGAACCGCCUCAGAAAACUGAAGGACAGAUUAGUUUACAAGACUCCAUUCCUCACCUCACUGAACCUAGCCAAUAACCUGCUUUCAGAGAUCAAAACAGGAGUAAUUCCUAUUUCAACUAAACGGAUAGACGUAAGCAACAACUCUUUACGUACCUUCCCUCUUGGUAUGGUCUCCGAAAGGACUGUAGCGGCCAUCUGGCUCUCGGGUAAUCCUUGGGAGUGCAGCUGUCAAGACUACUCCUUCAGGCAAUGGACCGAAGCGAACAGCUCUGUAAUUCAGGACUACAACGAAACUGUCUGCGCUCAAGGACAAAACCAAUAUACAUCCGGAAAGAAGUUCAUGGACCUCGGAGAAAAAGACUUGUGCCCUUCACUAAAAGUAUUCAUCGUGCUGGCGUAUGGAAUUCCUCUCCUGGUAUUGUUGGUUACUGCCAUGGCAUCCGUGACAUUGUACCUGAAGUACAAGCAGGAGAUAAGGGUGUGGCUGUACGCGCGCGGAAUCUGCCGCUCACUCAAUUGCAUCAAGGAGGACGACAUUGACGAGGACAAGGACUUCGACGUGUUCCUCUCGUUCAGCAGCAAAGAUCGGGAGUGGGCGUACCACGAGCUUCUGCCGAAGAUCGAGGCGCAUGGCUUCUCGGUCUGUACCUACGACCGGAACUUUAAGGGUGGCUUCCUGAUUCAAGACAUAGUCCAGGAGGCCGUAUCGUGCUCAAGGCGAACACUCCUGGUUCUGACACAGCAUUACGUGGAGAGCGAAUGGUGCCGCUGGGAGUUCCGUGUGGCGCAGCACCGUGCCCUGCAGGACAACAUCAACCGCCUGAUCAUCGUAGCCGUUGGCGAGGUCUGUCCCGAAGGCAUCGACGAAGAACUGCAACGGUACAUGCAGGAAACCAACUAUCUGCGUUGGGGUGAACCUCACUUCUGGGACAAGUUGCUCUACUCGUUGCCUAAGAAGGACGCCCGCACCAGGGUCAUCGCAAACGAGUACCCAAUGACUCCUGUCGCUUCGGCGACACACACGUGUGCUAUGAAACUUGCUCUGCGGAGACGCACCGUAAACUUUGUGAAAACAGUGGAUACAGAUGACAAGAUGUUGCUGCCAUCGGUGACACGAAUGCCGCGUCGAAUAUGCCUAAUCGCGGGCCUGGUGUUAAUGCCGUGCUUGUUCCGUUCGUCAGCAGAGGGCCGUGUGUCGUGGCGCAACGUGAACGUUACGUGCCCAAAGCUCGAGCGCUGCGAAUGUUCGGUCGUCAGUCAGGGCGCUCUGACUCGCUGCAGGAAUAUCUCUCAACCGCAAGAACUUGACGCAGACAUGGCCAGGAUCGAGGGGGUCGUCCAUAGAAAGCUGACCUUCGACCACGUCCAAAUUACCGAGCUACCGGCCGCGUGGUUCACAAACCAUACAAUCAUCAUGCUGAUCAUUGUCAACAGUCCUCUCCGCGACAUCGGUGAGGAAGCCAUCGGCGCAUUGGGCCGAAUGUCGCGAAUGCUUCUGGAGAACGACCAGCUGGAAGCCCUGCCUCGAGGUUUGACCGCGGCGAAGCAUUUGCGCUGGCUGGAGGCGCGCAACAACCGCAUCAGAUUCCUGCAAGGCGUGCUACGUUUGCCCGAACUGUUCGAGUUGGAUCUUCGCUUCAACGCGAUCGAAAGAAUCGAUGAGACGUAUCUGUCGGCCUUGCCGAAUCUGAAGCAAUUGCGGCUUUCCGGCAACAGAAUACGGCAGCUGCCGACUGCUCUGCUCAAGAAUACGAGAAAGUUAAAAAAAGCUGAGUUUCGCAACAACUACAUUGCGGAAGUAGGCGACGUGUUCAACGAUAUGCCUUACAUAGAGGUUCUCGACUUGAGCUACAAUAUGAUCACAGAUGUCGACAGGUUGUUGAAAGCAAGAAUGCCUUACCUAAAUACGUUUAAUCUAGAGCAUAAUCGAAUUAACUUUAUAAGCGAAGUCGCAUCGUCGAACACCAUGAUCGAAGAACUGUUCUUGAAUGAUAACGAAAUAACCCGAGUGGAGGUCGGUGCAUUCGCUGCUUUGGAACGAAUGACUUAUCUCGACCUGAGCCGCAACAGCAUAACUUAUUUAAACGAGUCGGUGUUUAAUACAGGUUCGAGGCUCGAAUACCUUGGGUUAUCAGAAAACAAGUUGGCUAGCGUGACAGGAGUGUUCGACAGGACACGUCGCCUGAAGGACUUGAAGUUAUCAUCCAACAGGAUCAAGGACAUCACCGACGCUUUCAAGGGUCUAACACUACUGAGAAAGCUUUCGCUGAGGAGCAAUCUGGUGACUCACAUUCCUGAUGGCACAUUUCGUGACAGCGAUGGCUUGGAUGAGAUCAACUUGAGUGAUAACAAGAUCCAAUGGGUAGGAAGGAACGCCUUCAGGGGACUCGUGAUCCUUGACAAGUUGCUGCUGCAAGACAACCUGCUCCUGGCACUGAAUGGUUCUGCGAGGAAUCUGCCUAAGCUGCGUUACAUUGACGCCUCCAGUAACGCUAUCCAGUACCUGGAAAAUGGCGAAUUCGCCAACGAUGACCGCCUGGCUUCCAUUCAACUAACAUCGAACAAUAUCAGCCAUGUGCGAGGGGCUUUCACAGGAGCCAAAAACUUAGCGGGGCUCUACCUAAGGCGAAACCAAGUGGAGGUGCUGCGUCGCAGUGACUUCGCCAAGGUGCUAAAGAAGAAGCCGACGAUCAUCCUCGAUGAGAACCCUCUACUGUGUGACUGCAGAAUGUCUUGGCUUACACUGCGCCGGGACGGUGCAGUCCGGGCGGGAAACUACCCCACAUGCCUGGGGCCGCAAUGGCUGAAAGGAAAACUGUUGAGCACGCUUACGAAGAACGACCUGAUCAGGUGGGAACACGACUGCGAGCUAGGGUGUCGGUGCGACUGCCGAGAAGACUCCCUCGGUGACCGAGCCAUCGCUGUCAACUGCACAUCAGCGGCGCUGAACCGCGCGCCGCAGGUCUUUCCAGAGGGCACGACCGAUUUGGACCUCGGCGAAAACCGCAUCGAAGAGCUCGGCGACGCUCUCGUCAACGGUGCGCCACGCCUGAAAGUUCUCUCACUCAGGAAAAACCUCCUGACAAGCCUCAAUGUGACCAACGUGCCCGAAAAUGUGCGCUCUCUCGACCUGAGUAGUAACCGUAUGAAGCGGUUCCCUUACGACCUUGUGACGAAGCACAAUCUGACGUCGUUGCGGCUGUCGGCCAACCCUUUUUCGUGUGAAUGCGCCGACUACCCUUUCAGACAGUGGAUUGAAAGCCACGGUCAUGUGAUCACGGAUGUCGCGGACGUUAUAUGUGCUGAGAGCUCCAAUUCACUGGUUUCCCUGAAGCCCUUUCUCACAUUAGGACAGAAACAGCUGUGCCCGGGAACUAUACCACUAGCCGUUAUGUACCUGCUGCCAAUCUUGGCGUCGCUGGUGGUCGGGCUGACGCUGUCGGCGGCCUACCUGCGCUACAAGCGCGAGCUGAAGGUGUGGCUGUACGCGCGUGGUGUGUGCCGCUCGCUGCAGUGCAUUAAGGAAGAUGAGCUGGACGAAGAGAAGCUGUUCGACGUCUUCCUCUCGUUCAGCAGCAGGGACGCCGACUGGGUGCACGCGCAGCUUCUGCCCGGCGUCGAGGCGCUCGGGUUCUCAGUGUGCACUUACGAGCGAAACUUCAAGGGCGGCUUCCUGCUGCAGGACAUCAUCCGAGACGCCGUGACAUGCUCCAGGCGCACGCUGCUGCUGCUCACGGGAAACUUCAUGAAGAGCGAGUGGUGUCGUUGGGAGUUUCGGUUGGCGUACCAGCGUGCCCUGGGUGAUCACAUAAACCGGUUGGUGAUCGUGCUCGUCGACGAGGUUCCUGCUGAUUCGCUGGACGAGGACCUCCAAGCGUACGUGCGAGCCUCGAACUACGUACGCUGGGGCGAGCCGAACUUCUGGGACAAGCUGUUGUACUCGCUACCCAAGAAGGACUCCAAGAGGAAGCUCAUCACCAACAGAGGAGUAGAAGAGCACGCCCUGGCGUAUAUCACCGACGUCGGUUAAUAAGCGGGCAUAAACGAGCCACGCGGGUGGCGUGAGGGAACUCGCCUAGCGGGAUAAAUGGCUAUGUGCUCCUAGUCCCGGUGUCAAAUUGUCGUGUCGCACGUUCGAGUUGUACGUUAGGUGAUGCGAAUUGGUGUCGAGGUGUCUUUCGUCCACGAGGAAAUUAUUUCCAUGUUUUCAAUGUACAUGCGUUUGCGAAAGGCGACAAGGAUGUGAAUCUCGACAGCCAGUGUGUGCUACUAUGUCCGAUCUGUGCAACGAUGAAGUUGUACGAUGAACCUCAGUGUUUCAGAUCUGCCUAAAAAAAUUAGAAGCAGUACCCAAACUGUCCCAUGGUGACACUAAUGGGAUUUUAGUCAGCAUGACUGUCACCUCGGCUCUUUGUAAUGAAGCAAAUGCCGAGAUUUAUGGCCUAAAUAGUAUAUUACCGUAAAACACCGCCUUCAUGGAUGAAAUAAUAUAUUUACUAUUAUUUAUUUGGGUAGAAAGGCCUCUCAGGAUACCAUGUAGGAACCGCGCAGAUACAUAAUCGACCCUGUGUUACCAAAACGUGGCUACCGUGGUGAAGAAGCAGGGGGUAAGCAAUCGAAGCAAUUAGAACGCGCUGCGUUGCUUGUGGGCUCACUCCACUGUACAAUAAUGCUCAGAAGCUGAGGUGAAUUCCGUAUAUUUGAAAAGUUCACCCCGCAAUCCAUCACAAAAAAAAAAAAAAAACAUCAA